AGGACUCUGCACAACCCCAAUUUAGUGUGUGCGGUUGGAGAAGGGCCCAGGUCAUAUGUACCUGACCCCGCAAGGUGCCGGCCGGGAUUCAGCGCUGGGUAGCUGAUCGAUGGUUUCAAAGGGAAGGUGCCAACCGCGGAUGGUCGAGCUCGUACCCGCCCCACCCAGGCUGCAGCAGAGCGGGGAGGAAGCGCGCUUAGGCCGAGUGCAAAAGUUUCCUUUUCUGCUUUUCCGUCAGAGCAGCUACAACUAGCCGAGGGUGGGGAUGCCUGACUUUAGUUGGAAGAGAGCCUGGGAGCCAAAAGGAUUAAAAUAAGCGACUUCCCGAAAAAAAAAAAAAAAUUAAAACAAACAAACAAAAACCUCUACCCACCUCUAGCCAUGGGCAGCAGAGAUCACCUGUUCAAAGUGCUGGUGGUGGGGGACGCCGCCGUGGGCAAGACGUCGCUGGUCCAGCGCUACUCCCAGGACAGCUUCAGCAAGCACUACAAGUCCACCGUGGGAGUGGAUUUUGCUCUGAAGGUUCUCCAGUGGUCAGACUCAGAGAUAGUGCGGCUUCAACUGUGGGAUAUUGCAGGGCAGGAGCGUUUUACCUCUAUGACACGACUAUACUAUCGAGAUGCUUCUGCCUGUGUUGUUAUGUUUGAUGUCACCAAUGCCACCACUUUCAGCAACAGCCAAAGAUGGAAACAGGAUCUGGACAGCAAGCUCACACUGCCCAGUGGGGAACCAGUGCCCUGCCUGCUCUUGGCCAACAAGAGUGAUCUGUCCCCUUGGGCAGUAAGCCGGGACCAGAUUGACCGGUUCAGUAAAGAGAAUGGUUUCACAGGUUGGACAGAAACAUCAGUCAAGGAGAACAAAAAUAUUAAUGAGGCCAUGAGAGUCCUCAUUGAAAAGAUGAUGAACAAUUCCAGAGAAGAUGCAAUGUCUUUGUCCACCCAAGGGAACUACAUCAAUCUCCAAACCAAGCCAUCCUCUGGCUGGACAUGCUGCUAGUUAGUUCUGUUAGCCUCUUUUUGUAUCCAGGUCUCUGAGUCAUUCCAUCACUUCCUGUUGGUUGUCCAGCCAGCAUAAAAAUUCUGUUAAGUAUAUUUGAACCAUCUGUUACCAACUGCCUAGAAAGAAGACCAACUGUGACUUGGGAAUGGUUACCUGGGAUCCAUGUGCAUUUCUGUUGUUCCUGGAUGUUGUCUGUGAUUUAGUGUUUCCUAUGUGACAGUGAGCAUCUCAGUCCUCAACUGUGGGAUGUGUUUACAGGAAGGAUUAAAAAGUAGCACCUG
Psammomys obesus (fat sand rat) is the source of this 1280-nucleotide messenger RNA. It is a transcript of the gene Rab29, whose product is annotated as RAB29, member RAS oncogene family. Gene Ontology annotation, cellular component: Golgi apparatus; trans-Golgi network; vesicle. Gene Ontology annotation, biological process: vesicle-mediated transport. The record is from RefSeq and is a predicted model, not a curated record. The transcript is spliced from 5 exons. Lineage: Eukaryota; Metazoa; Chordata; Mammalia; Rodentia; Muridae. Bases 382 to 996 code for a protein of 204 amino acids. Gene Ontology annotation, molecular function: GTP binding; GTPase activity.